AUGAACUGCACCGAAUCUCCGAAGAGGGCGGCCAACAAGCGCCCCGCAUCGCCGGCGUCCGUCACGAACAAGUUCUCCGCCAAGCGGAGAAGGAUUUCGCUUGCCUCAACAGACUUCUCUCGCGAGCUGGACUUUGAGCAAGAUGGGCAAGGCAGACCGCGGACGGGUGUCAUAUCAGCGGCGGAUCGUUUCAUUUCCGCUCGUCCGAAACUUGCGCUACCGCUGGAUAUCACUCCGAGGACGCGGCGUAUCGCCAAGUCGUUCGACCUCGUCGAUGAUCGUGUACUUAGCUACGACCACUCGGAACCAUCGACUUCUAGCCACAAGACGCAGCUCAACACCCUCCUGCGCGACUCCGCAUCCCAACUGUACUCUCAGAGUCCGGUCCUCCGGCCGACCUCGGUAACGUCUAACCUCGCCGUGCAUAAACAAUCUAUAAUGGCGCUGGACACGCCUGGUAUCCCUAUCGACACGUUCGCGAACCCGAUAUCUUGGUCGGAGGAUAACUAUAUCGCGGUUACGUGCAACGACGGCGUGUAUUAUCAGAACCUCGAGACGAAGAUCGUGCAGCGACUGCCUACCGAUAGAAGUCUUCAAGUGCUAUCGCUGAAGUGGGCCGGGAAGAGCCAAUCACAUUUAUUAGCAAUAGGGACGAACGAAGGGACCGUGCAGGUUUGGCAUACGGCGAUGGAUGAGCGACCUAAAAACCACAUGGAUGUUUGUUGGGAAGAUGGGGAUGCUCGUGUUACGAGCAUGGACUGGAAUGAGAGUGUUUUGACAGUUGGUCGUGCACGGGGGAUCAUUGACCUAUAUGACAUCAGGACGAAAGACGAAGCGAAGCAGAUUCAGGGCCAUAAAUCCACAGUAACGAGUACCAGCUGGAGCUCAGAUGGCAAGUAUUUGGCGUGUGGCGAUAAAUCUGGUAUCGUUCGAAUCUGGGAUGCGAGGGCUAGCAAGAAUUUGUGGGAUGAUGAUAUUGGGAAGAGGAGUUCGAAGAUGAGACAUCGAGGACCUGUCAAGGCCCUUGCGUGGUGUCCUUGGGACGCUCAUCUACUUGCGACGGGUAGUGCAUACCCCGAAGGCACGAUUCGCGUCUUCUCAGCGUCGGCCCUCUCCUCGCCGCCAGCCCCCAUCUCCUCAGUAACCCUCGACACAUCCGUCCUCUCACUCCACUGGUCCCCCCACUGCCGCGAGCUGCUCAGCACGCAAGGCUCCUCCUUUGAACCCCCGAAGGUCCUGCAAAAUACCCGCGGGGGUAUGGAACCCGAUAGUCACACACUGCGCGAGGCGUGGCGGUCGAAGAUGGUCGUACGCAAGUCGGCGCUGACGAAUUCGAUUGUCGUGCACGCGUAUCCGUCCUGGAAACGGCUCCUGACAAUUCCGGGUGCGCACCCCGGGGUGAUUGCGCAUAGCUGUCUCAGCCCCGAUGGCACGAAGGUCUUCACGGCGUGUGCGUACCAGGAGGCGUUGAAGAUGUGGAAAGUGUGGGACAUCAGGGCAGAGGCGGAGAAAAGGGAGAGUAUCUUCGAUAAGUGUAUGAUACGGUGA
This is a messenger RNA of Pleurotus ostreatus (oyster mushroom), 1548 nucleotides long. RefSeq lists its product as uncharacterized. The record is from RefSeq and is a predicted model, not a curated record. Gene Ontology annotation, molecular function: protein binding; anaphase-promoting complex binding; ubiquitin ligase activator activity. NCBI's taxonomy places the organism in Eukaryota, Fungi, Basidiomycota, Agaricomycetes, Agaricales, Pleurotaceae. The transcript is spliced from 3 exons. The coding region runs from base 1 to 1548 and encodes 515 amino acids. Gene Ontology annotation, cellular component: anaphase-promoting complex. Gene Ontology annotation, biological process: positive regulation of ubiquitin protein ligase activity; positive regulation of anaphase-promoting complex-dependent catabolic process; anaphase-promoting complex-dependent catabolic process.